AUGAAGCAUUCGCCACAAUCGCCGUCGAUUCAAAUCUCUCCAUCUGUCUAUCCAACUCCUCGUCGUGAUGAGUCAGUUGUGGACAACUUUCACGGAACAGUGGUCCCAGAUCCAUACCGAUGGAUGGAGGAUCCUGACGCUGAAGAGACGCAUCACUUUGUCGAUCAGCUUAAUGCGAUCUCGGAAUCGUUCCUAGCCAAAGCUCCAAGUCGCGAGAAGAUCAGAAAACGCGUGAUCUACCAACAAAAGAACGUGGGUGAGAAAGGCGAGGUAUUCUUGGAUCCAAACACACUCUCACCGGAUGGGACCAUAGAUCUCGCGUAA
Messenger RNA from Cooperia oncophora, 324 nucleotides. The record is from the annotation of a GenBank genome assembly. Lineage: Eukaryota; Metazoa; Nematoda; Chromadorea; Rhabditida; Trichostrongylidae.